This is a messenger RNA of Panicum virgatum (switchgrass), 1273 nucleotides long. Its product is annotated as cysteine-rich receptor-like protein kinase 10. The transcript is spliced from 2 exons. The annotation marks the transcript as partial. The record is from RefSeq and is a predicted model, not a curated record. NCBI's taxonomy places the organism in Eukaryota, Viridiplantae, Streptophyta, Magnoliopsida, Poales, Poaceae.
CGUGUGUUUUUGCACAUGGCAAACAGCCAGCCUCCCGUAGUGAGGGACAGAUGGUGACCUGGCCUGGAAGCAACAAAAUCGCUACUCUCUCAUGGCACUGACAGGUAGCCAUGGCGGCCGUCAACAUUUUGAUGCUCGUCUUGGUGGUGGUGCUGCUGCCAUGGCGGGCCGCGGCGAUCGGGAGGGUGUGCGGCAACGCCGGCAACUACGCGGCCAACGGCACGUACCAGAGCAACCUGGUGUCCCUGUCCAGGAGCCUCCCCGGCAACACCUCCUCCUCCGCGCAGCUCUUCGCCAACGCCACCUCCGGCCAGGCCGGGGCCCCCGACGCGGUGUACGCGCUGGCGCUGUGCCGCGGCGACAUGACCGACAACCGCACCGGCUGCAGCGCCUGCGUCGCCGGCGCGUUCCGGCACGCGCAGCAGAGCUGCCCCAGCGGCAAGGCCGCCGCCGUGUACGACGACGACUGCUUCAUCGGCUUCUCCGACAGCGGCGCCAUCCUCGUCGCCGCUAGUAAUAGUCGAGACAGGAGCACCCUGUUCCAGUUGUGGUACGGGUUGAGCAUCCCCGGCCGUGACCCCGCCGCGGUGGGCGCCGGCGUCCGUGACAUGCUCAACCAGACCGCCCAGCUCGCGGCCGCCAGGACCUCCAGGUUCGUCACCGCCUUCAUGGACGGCUCCAGCGGCGCCAUCAGGACGACGCUCUACUCCACGGCGCAGUGCACGCCGGACCUGUCCGCCGCCGACUGCCUGGCGUGCCUGCAGGGACUCGUCGGCGUGCUCAACGCCACCACGUCGGUGCGCCAGGGGGGGCGCAUCCUCGUCCUGCGCUGCAACCUCAGGUACGAGAGCAUGAGUUUCUUCAACGAUAACAACGCCACCAUGGUCCGGAUCACGCCGUCGUCGUCGCUGGCUCCGCCGGCUCCCACCAGCGACGACAGUACGAGAGCUAGGCCGCCCUGGGUGAUUCCCCUGAUCGUGGCACAUCCUGUGGCGGCGCUUCUGGCGCUGCUCUGCUUCGCCGUCUUCUACUGCCGCCGCCGACGAACGAGAUACAGAAAAGGCAAUGUCAGAUUCUUACGACGAAACAAGCGCAACAACUUGCAGCAGCAGCAAGGAGGGGAUGAGCAACUGGACUGGGAAAUGGAAGCCGAGCUCUCCGAGUUUUCGGUCUUCGACUUUGAUGAGAUACUGGAUGCCACAGAUAACUUUUCUGAGGAGAACAAACUUGGGGAAGGUGGCUUUGGCCCCGUAUAUAAGGUAAAUAUCACAGU